This is a messenger RNA of Elgaria multicarinata webbii, 2070 nucleotides long. RefSeq names its product kelch repeat and BTB domain containing 3 (gene KBTBD3). The transcript is spliced from 3 exons. Gene Ontology annotation, molecular function: protein binding. The record is from RefSeq and is a predicted model, not a curated record. Bases 80 to 1897 code for a protein of 605 amino acids. NCBI's taxonomy places the organism in Eukaryota, Metazoa, Chordata, Lepidosauria, Squamata, Anguidae.
GGAUGUAGGGUGACGGAUGUAGCGGAUGGUCUCGGAGCUUCUGUGGUGGAUGUAGCAGUAAGUAUAGAGUGAAGAAACCAUGGACAAGCAGUAUGAUUCCAUUGGCACCCCAACUUGCAAUGGAAUUUCAACUCGGGAGAAGAAAAUCAGCUCCUUAGUGGCUGAAGGCCAUGGCCAGCAAAUCUUAAAUGUACUGCAAAGCUUCAGGGAUCAAAACAUAUUUUUUGACUUUAAAAUACUUGUGAAAGAUGAAACGAUCCCUUGUCACCGUUGUGUACUCGCCGCAUGUAGUGACUUUUUCAGAGCCAUGUUUGAAGUUAACAUGAAAGAGAGAGAUGAUGGGAGUGUUACUAUUAGUAAUUUGUCACCCAAGGCAGUGAAGGCUUUUCUAGAUUAUGCCUACACUGGAAGAACUGAGAUAACAAAUGAUAAUGUAGAAAUGUUCUUUCAGCUAUCAUCGUUUCUUCAAGUUUCACUUCUUUCAAAAGCUUGCAGUGACUUUCUGAUUAAGAACAUUGAUCUUGUCAAUUGUUUGCAACUAUUAUCUAUUUCUGAAAGUUACGGCUCCACUCAGUUGUUUGAUCAUACACUUGAGUAUGCGCAGAGCCAUUUUUCCUUGCUGCUCCAAUCAAAUGAUUUCCUGGAAAUGAAUUCUGAGAUAUUGCAAAAAUGUCUACAAACCGAUGAGUUGAAUGUCCCAGAUGAAGAGUCUGUGUUGAAAGCUGUCUUUUGGUGGACAAAGCACAACUUGGAAACAAGGAAGAAGCAUCUUCCUCACUUGAUGAAAAAAGUAAGGCUACAUCAGUUGUCUGAGAAGACACUCCGGGACAUCUUGCACUCUGAAGAACAGUUACUUGAAAGCACUGGCUGCUUAGUGAUAAUCAAUGAGGCAAUUAAAAAUGUGCAAACGUUCAGUGGGCUGUUUCCGGACGCUCGUCCUUCAACAACAGAGAAGUACAUACUGGUUCACAAAACUGAAGAAAAUGGAACACAUCGUCAUACAUUUUGUUAUAACAUUAAAACUGAUCGAUGGAGAGAACUGACACACACACACAUAAUUGACCUGCCAGGAUCAAGUUUAUCUAGCUAUGGUGAAAAAGUAUUUAUAACGGGGGGAUGUGAAGGGAACUGUUUCCGGACUAUUAGACUUCAUAUUGCCGAAACAUUUCACAAUGCCACUGACCAAACUUGGUGUUACUGUCCAGCCAAUGAUAGCUUCUCAUCAGUAUCAGCCAUGAAGAAGCCAAGGACAAUGCAUACAUCUGUUGUGACCCUAAAUCAAUUGUUCGUGAUAGGAGGGAAGACAAGGGCAUCUCAGGGUAUCAAAAGUCUUUUGGAUGUGGAGGCAUAUAGUCCUCUGUCUAGAGAAUGGAAAUCUGUGAGUCCGUUACCAAGAGGUAUCUAUUAUCCAGAAGCGAGUGCAUGUCAGAAUAUAAUUUAUGUACUUGGUUCUGAAGUAGAAAUUACUGAUGCCUUUAAUCCAUCUCUGGAUUGUUUCUUUAAAUAUAAUGCUGCAACUGAUCAGUGGUCUGAGCUGGUAGCAGAAUUUGGGCAAUUCUUUCACGCAACCUUAAUCAAAGCUGUUCCAGUGAACUGCACAUUGUACAUCUGUGACCUUUCUACCUAUAAGGUUUAUAGUUUUUGCCCAGAGACAUGUGUCUGGAAAGGGGAAGGCUCUUUUGAAUGUGCUGGUUUUAAUGCAGGAGCAGUUGGAAUAGAAGAUAAAAUUUACAUCCUUGGUGGAGAUUAUGCCCCUGAUGAAAUCACUGAUGAGGUGCAAGUCUACCAUAGCAGUAGGUCUGAAUGGGAAGAGGUUUCACCCAUGCCAAAAGCCCUAACUGAGUUCUAUUGUCAGGUGAUUCAAUUUAAUAAAUACAGGGACCCAUGGUUGCAAUAGCAAUGUGAUCGUGUCAGUUAUAAGCAACGACACGUUUUAAAGAUGUAUCUGAUUUAAUCUGAGUGAGGGAAACCAAACAAUACUGGCACAAUCCACCCAACAUGGUUUCCAUCUGCUUUUCAUUUCAACGAAGAAGCAAGGCUUGGUAAAUUGCACCCAUAGUUACAAUACAU